UUCAAGUCAGCCGGCGGGCUGCAGGCGGCUGUACCGGUGCUUCAUGAAGACGAACACACCUAAUGACAAUCGAUUUAAAGAGCCGAAGUUACACGAACUCUCUUCAUUUGUGUACGUCAUUUCCUGAUAAAGGACCGAAGUUACACGAAUUCUCUUCAUUCGAGUACGUCAUUUCCUAAUUUUCUAUCCGGUGGUGUCCCAAAACCACGUUAUUUCUCCAGUUCUCCCCGUGUUAGACAUUCUCUGGUAUAAGUCUAUGAGCCAAACAAGCUAAAACAGGAAGUGAAAAUCGAACCAAGGAAUUAUGUGUUCAUUGGAAACGGUUUUAGCAGAUGCCAAGUCGCUCGUGGAACGUCUGCGCAACCAUGACAGCGCAGCAGAGAUGCUCAUUGAACAGACAACUCUCCUUAACAAGCGAGUGGAAGCAAUGAAACAGUAUCAAGAAGAGAUUGAGACGUUAAAUGAGGUGGCAAGACAUAGACCCCGCUCCAGCCUUGUAAUGGGAAUUCAGCAGGAAAAUCGACAGAUCCGUGAGCUACAACAAGAAAACAGAGAGUUGCGAACGUCUCUAGAAGAACACCAAUCAGCCCUUGAACUUAUUAUGACUAAGUAUAGAGAGCAGGUCUUCAGACUCCUUAAGGCCAGUAAGAGAGAUGACCCCGCCAUUGUUUCACAGUUAAAGGAGCAGCACACCACCGAAAUGCGGGCACACUAUGAUAAAAUCAAUGAGAUGGCGACAGUAAUGAAGAAGGCAAUUGAAGUGGAUGAGGAGAGACAAUGUGAAGAUGAGGAAAGGAUCAAACAAUUGGAGCUGGAGAAUAAUGGUCUUCGUGAGUUGUUGGGAGUCAGCCGAGAGGCCUUCUGGGUACUGGAGAGAGAGAAUGCUUCAGAUAGCUCUUCACUCUCAGCCCUUUUAACCAGGGCUGACAUCAACCUUCGGAAGAGCUAAGCCCUGUAGGACCUUCCUCCCAUUCCACCCUCCCAACUCACUUCUAGUCCCACAGACUCAGAGUACUGCACCACAAUGCAGUGGAGCUUCAUACACUUUACAUGCUCAUUAGACAAGUGACAAAGCCUUUCUUUAAUAUUGUUGUGGCAGAUUUCUAUUUUGUUGCUUGUGAGAAUUGUGUUAUAAGUAGUGAUAUGGAAUAAAACAAUUGAAUUGGAUGUCAAUUCUUGACCUUCUGUGCCGUGGUAAUUGUAUUGUAUUAAAUUGUAAUAAGUAA
Messenger RNA from Hypomesus transpacificus, 1226 nucleotides. RefSeq names its product FGFR1 oncogene partner 2 (gene fgfr1op2). Gene Ontology annotation, biological process: response to wounding. Bases 305 to 949 code for a protein of 214 amino acids. NCBI's taxonomy places the organism in Eukaryota, Metazoa, Chordata, Actinopteri, Osmeriformes, Osmeridae. The transcript has 6 exons. The record is from RefSeq and is a predicted model, not a curated record.